Messenger RNA from Gordionus sp. m RMFG-2023, 1502 nucleotides. RefSeq names its product calnexin-like. Gene Ontology annotation, biological process: protein folding. Lineage: Eukaryota; Metazoa; Nematomorpha; Gordioida; Chordodea; Parachordodidae. The record is from RefSeq and is a predicted model, not a curated record. Gene Ontology annotation, cellular component: endoplasmic reticulum; endoplasmic reticulum membrane. The transcript has 14 exons. Gene Ontology annotation, molecular function: calcium ion binding. The coding region runs from base 39 to 1418 and encodes 459 amino acids.
GGCUAACAUAUGCGAAAAAAAUAAUCAAUUAAUGUUUUAUGCGUUUUGAUGAGAUAUUAUGGAUAUAUAUUUAUAUUUUUCUGAAAUUCAUUUAUUCAAAAGAAUACAAGUUUAUACAACCAAGACCCAAAGGCUUUGUAUAUUUUAGUGAGACCUUUGAAAAUUUAGUUGAAUAUAAUGCUAAAUGGGUUAAGUCUCAAAGUUUUAAAUUAAUUGAUGGGAAGAAAUACAAAUAUGAUGGAGUAUGGGGUUUGGAAAAUGCAAUUAAAAAUGGUCAUGUAGAAGAUAAUGGAUUACUAAUGAAGGUUAGAUCAAAGCAUUAUGCCAUAUCCACACCAUUGUUUCAACCAUUUCAAUUCGAUAUAUAUCCAUUUAUGCUACAGUAUGAAGUGAAAUUUCAAAAACUCGUAAAAUGCUCCGGAGCUUACGUUAAACUCAUAUCUCGAAGGCCCGAUUUGAAUCUGUUGUUAUUCAACGCCAGCACGCCUUACACUCUCAUGUUUGGUCCCGACCUUUGUGGCAACGAUCCCAAGCUGCAUUUCGUAAUCGGUUACAGGGACCCCUUGAAUGGCAUAUGGGAAGAACGGCAUUGCAAAAGAUCCGCUCAUUCCUUGAUCUCCUACUUUCCAACUACAGGACAUGAUAGCGAAUCUCCAGCAUCGACCUCGAACUCAACCCUGACCAGGCUAUUUACCCUGAUUCUUAAGCCCGAUAGCACCUUCAUGCUUAAAAUUGACAACAAGGUCGUCAAUUCAGGCCAUUUGUCGAGAGAUUUUCACUCUGCUUUCAGCUCCACGGAAAAAGUCAAAAAGAAAGUCGAUCCUCCACCAUUUUAUUAUUGCCUUCGAUCUGAUGCGGAUAAUCCAAAAUACAUAUGGUUCUUCGAAAGUCCUUUCCGCCUACCACCAGUCUGUGAUUUUUUGCCAACUACGCAUUCAAAACUGUCCCAAAAAAGUUUAAAAAUCAAACAAUCAUCCGCAAGCAAAAACGCUUCUUUUCACAGAGAUCUUAACCCAUUCCAAUCUUUGGAAACUAUUUCCGCUAUAGGGCUUGAAUUGUGGUCCAUGGAUGAAGGCAUUUUAUUCGAUAAUUUUAUAAUAACCGCCGAAAAACGGGUUUUGGAGAAAUGGACCGAUGAUACCUUCUACGUUAAGAGACGAAGAGAGGAAGGACUGCAUGGUUUGCUGGUCACUUUCGCUUUGUGGGCCCAGGCUUAUCCUUUCCUGUGGUUAUUAUACCUGACUCUUCUUGGUCUUCCCAUGUCAAUUUUUAUAAUUUACUUCAACACUCCAACUUCCUACGGUCAUAUCGAACAUACUGAUGAGUAUGAUGAAGAUUAUUUUCUUGACGGGACGCUAGAGCCAACAAAUAUUUUUGACUACGAUGAUAAUAUGAAUAAAGAAUAUAUGAUUGAUUAAAAAAUUAUUUAUAAAAUUAUAAAUUUUUUUAAAGCCCCUUUUAUAUAUAUAUAUAAUAUAAUUUUUUUUUUAAAAAAAUGUUAU